AUUUGUUUUAGGGUUACUUCCUCAAACUUUCUCCUUUUGAAGAUAAAUCGUUUCUCCGGAGAAGAGCUCGCUGAUUUCGAAUCUUCUCGCUCUUCAUUUCAAAUCUGUCUACGCUCUCUGGUGAGCAAUUAUUAAUUAGGGAAUUUAAGAGGAAUUGGGCUUUUUUUAAGCUCUCUCGAGAGAUAAAUUGGUUUCUUCACUCUGGCCGCUACUGCAAAGACGUGUGCUUCUCGCACCUCUGCACAGGUGUGGGGUGGCCUUCAAGUGCUGACUUCACUCUCUCUCCCCACCAUUUCUCUCGCUUCUAUCAUUUGGAGGCUCCGUCGUGUCUCCCAGGGUCUCACCCUUGAUUACGGCUAACGUUUGUUUACUUGCAAAGAGCAUAACUUGAUCUUGUUGUUGAGAUAGAACACUUUUUUAGUUUUUUUAUUAGUUUUGCUCUGUUGUUUUAGUGGGUUAUGUUGUCUGUGUUAUUGGGUUUGGUACAAUGGUAAGGUUUUUCUGCUUCAACUCUCGCAUCCCUCGCCCUAGACCUAAGGAAUCCGUGGAAGGGUUUUCAGAACGAGUUAUCAGGGAAGAUGGGUCUACAUCAAAAGGAUCGAGCUUAGCCGUAGCUGGCUCUACCGCUGCUUCUAUUGAGCGUGUAUGGAAAUCUGGGGAGAUUAAACCACUUGAGCAAGAAACUGGGAAGCAUCAUGUAUUUCAUCUCAAGAAGAGUCAGUCUCAUGGAGAUGAACUUUACUUGGAUGGGAGAGAUGCUACGGAGAAUGGAACAGAUGAUGGCACAGAUCGGAUUGCUUCUCCGAAUUCUCUUGAACAGAAUGAUACUUUUGUGGCUGGAAGUAGCAGCAAGCGUUUAGAAAGAAGUCCUGCUGUGUAUCAGAAAGAUCCUGGAGCUUCGGUUUCUGCUUACCAGGGUUCUGAUCAAGCACUCUAUGAGUCUAUUUUCUCGGUUGGAGAUGUUCAUAAUACUGAUCAAGGCAGCCGUCAGCUCGAUGAUAUCUCUUUAGAUGGUGAACUGAUGGAGAACUCAAACAGCCAGACUCCUUGUGGUUCACCGUUGCUUGUGAGGUCGAACUCAAUGCCUAAUAUUGCAGAAUCUGCUUCAGGGAAAUCUUCACCUCUCAAAUACUCUUCUCGCCACUCUAGAUCCUCAGAUGACCUUCGUGUUCUUGGCAGACGCCAAAGAGAUAAAUCUGUCCAGGAGACUGAUGCAGAGGCGAAACAAGAUCAAGACUAUGGUAUGCAUAAAUCUGGAGGUAACAACAAGGAAAAUCUUGAGGAGGACGGAUAUGAUGAUGCAUAUGGUGCAAAAGAUUGGAUAGUGCCACCUACAGAUGAGGUCAAUUCAACAAAGUUUGUUGAAGGAGAAACAUCAAACCAGCAUGCAGAGUUUCAAGGAAAGGAUUUUAAAAUCAAGCGUAUCGAGGAUUGGGUCAGUGACCUUCAGCAUGUAAAUUCGACAGGGGAAGCUGAUGAAAUAACAGAGUACGAUGAUGAGUUGCAAAGAGAACCGGUCGUGUCAAACGAGGCAACAACAGCUUCUCCUAAUGUUGAUAUCAUGAAGUCAAGUCCUGGAAUGGGAUUUGCAAAAAAGUAUUUUUCUUCUCUGAGUAGUGCUUCAACCACAGCCCAGCUGGUUAGUCGUGGUCUUGUUGCGAUACCAAACAUAACUGCAUUUGUUGGUCUGAGAGUUCUCAAUCUCUCAGGAAAUGCAAUAGUUAAGAUAACCUCUGGUGUUCUUCCUCGAGGACUACAUGCAUUGAACUUGUCAAAGAACGGUAUCUCGGUGAUCGAGGGCCUACGUGAACUCACUCGACUUCGAGUGUUAGACCUGCGUUACAACAAAAUACUGAGACUUGGACAUGGUUUGGCUUCUUGCUGCUCACUGAAAGAACUAUACCUAGCUGGGAAUAAGAUCAGUGAAAUCGAGGGUCUUCAUCGUCUCCUGAAGCUGACGGUCUUGGAUUUACGCUUCAAUAAGUUUUCAACCACCAAAUCUCUAGGCCUGCUCGCUGCAAAUUACAGUUCUCUCCAGGCUAUAAGCUUGGAAGGCAACCCUGCGCAGAAGAACGUUGGCGAUGAACAACUGAGAAAGUACCUUUUGGGACUUCUCCCACAUUUGGUGUACUAUAACAGACAAGGCGCGAAAGAUGCUAGGCUUGGGACAAGCACGCUUCAGCUGGAACGAGGUCUCAGAUCAGAGCUGAAAAACAACAGCCGGAAGAGUAGCCAUGGUGCAUCGAGCACCCACAAACCCGGUUCAUCCACAACUCGUAAAGCUUCUUCAAGUGUGCAGAAAAGAUCAUCAAAGGAGAGAAGCAGCAGCCGUCUUCCCCCUGUGGGACACAAAGUAUCACCAGCUGCUUACGAGAAUUACUACGUUGCAAAUGGUGAUAGAUUGGCUACUUUGAGAUCAGAGCUCUCUAUGCGUAGAAGUCGAAGCGAAGGGAAUCUUGGACCUAUCUGAGAUUUCCUUUGAGAGGUAAGGAUGAAGAAGAUGAUUUCUUUCUUCACUAUAAGAGUUCCCUUUCUUCAUGUUUCUUCCUUAUGUUUUGUUGUUGUGCAUUAAAAGUUACAUCAGAGAAGCUUUGUUUCUUUCUUCCAGCUUCUCAAUAAUGUUUGAAAUUGGAAACCAUGUUAUACAUUCUUUUCAGCACAGUCUAUUGCAAAGAGACUUUAAAUCUCUU
This is a messenger RNA of Eruca vesicaria subsp. sativa (arugula), 2690 nucleotides long. Lineage: Eukaryota; Viridiplantae; Streptophyta; Magnoliopsida; Brassicales; Brassicaceae. The record is from the annotation of a GenBank genome assembly.